AAGAAGGAGGCGGGGCCUUUGUUGAUCAGCUGUAGUGUUAGAGCGCCGUACUAUUUGGCAAAGAAAAGAGGGGAAAAGAGAGCCAGUGCCGACACUGAGUCUUGUCGACUGGCAAUAGGGCCAAGCAAGAAUUGAAUAUCAACAUUGAUCACCAUGGAGCUGAGUGAAGACACUGGAUGGUUAGCUUCGGUCCCUGUCACGGUGGUUUGCGUGUGUUCUAUCAUUGCAGUCAUACUGGGGAAUGCACUAUUUCUCACACCUGAACUUAUAGAUGGUAUCUAUGCUCAGCCAGGUCAGUGGUACUUCCUGAAGAGAACAUUCAUCUAUUUUUCCAUCUUACUGAGGAAAUGGAGAAGCAAACAAAGUUACAAAGGACAGGCAGGAGCCGGCUAUGGGCAGCUAUCGACAGAGGUAUCAGAAGACUUAGAAUUUGUGACAGAAGUUGCUGACAAACCUCAUGCUUUCAACUCUGUUUACACUUUCGGUGUCAGUGCAACUGGGGAAUGGCUCGUUGCCAGGAUUGGACUAAGACCCAACGGCGAGCGGAGUUGCUGGUUUAUUCUUGGUCUACCUGGCAUCGGGGACCUGGUCCAUGCUCGGUACCCUGACUGUGUGGUCCAAGGGGACCUGUCUUUAGGGUUCAAGGCUGGCGGGCUGACGAUGGAGGUCGUUGAACCCAUGAAGCUUUGGAGGAUCUCUUACAAUGGUCUCUGCAAAGCUGGUUUCCAAGAAAAUAUAAAGAGUACAGAUGAAAGGCCUCUCAUUCAUGUUCGUUGCUCAUUCAUGUGGUCAGCCUUUACUCCUAUCUUCAACUUUGACACAGAUCUGAAUUCUUGGCAUAACAGUGGGAAUGUUGCGAGGGAGCCCUGGAAUAGGGAGUUCUUCAAGAAGUUGAGGGGUAUGCAUCAGACACACUAUGAGCAGUACGGCAUGUUGAGGGGUGUGGUCAAGGUCGAAGGUCAUGAUGAGAGGACCCUCGUCAUGAGGGGCAUAAGAGAUCAUUCUUAUGGUGUUCGUGACUGGGCAGCUUUCUAUCGCUAUGCUCUUCACUUUGGUGUACUCGAGGAUGGCUCUUCUUUUCAAGUUGGAGUAUUCUCCAUCCCUGGAUACCUCUCUCACUUGUCAAUAGGAUACUUAUUCAUGCCGAAUGGAGUAAAAUAUGCCCUGACAUCGACUGACAUUUCACUUCCCAAACUACUAUGUGGAAACCAACCCCCUGACAAGUACAGUUUCACAUUUAGCAUUGAAGAUGGAAGGAAACUGUGGGUCAAGGUUGAGGUGGAGUCUAGUCCCGUCUUUUACAUGGGUUCGAACUGGGAGGUCAAAGUUCAUGAGAGGAAGGCAAAGUUCACAGUCAGUGGGGUCAAAGGUUGGGGCAUCAGUGAGUUCCUUUACAGGAAUGAUGGUGGAAGGCCCAGUCACUUCCAUCAGGAGAAGGUUCCUCUUGUCAUUGAACCAGAACCCUGUCAAGAAGCCCUCAAUCAGUUUGUACUUCCAUUCACAAACCCAGCAUGUCAAUCAACCAAGCUAGUAGGAGGCAAAGGGGCUCAGCUUGCAAUAUUAACCCAUCUCAGGAAUCAAUUAAUGCCUAAGUUUGAUGUCCCACCGGGCUUUUGUGUGACCAGCAAUGCAUUCCAAGUUCAACUCAAAUCUUGUCCUAAACUCCAAGAAGCAGUCAAGGGAUUAUGUGAGGUAUCCACAGACCUCCGAUGUGCAUCGCUGGAAGACACGUGUAAUUGGGUUUGUGAGCUGUUUAGCAACACUCCUGUAUGCGCCGAGAUCAGUUCUGACAUUAAGAAGGAAUUGGAGAGACUCUUUGGCAAAGACAACACCAAGAGGAUGUUUGCUGUCAGGUCAUCUGCUAUAGGUGAAGAUACAGCAGAAAUGUCUGCAGCAGGUCAGCUGACUACCAUCCUUGGGGUCAAAGGUUAUGAUAAGGUAUGCAAAGCUGUUCAAGAGUGCUGGGCUUCUCUGUUCUCAUUCCAGGCUGUACAAUACAGAAGGCAAAGAGGACAGUCUGUUGAAUCGACCAUGGGUGUCGUCGUCAUGGAAAUGGUUCCUUCAGAAAUAUCAGGUGUUCUUUUUAGUCGUGACCCGGUAGAUGGAAACCCGGCAGUGGUCCUCAUCAAUGCUAACUAUGGGUUAGGUGAGUCUGUGGUAUCCGGUGUAGCUGACCCUGACACCAUCACUCUCAGGAGGAAGAGGAAGGAUAAGUUUGAGAUUACAAAGAUUGAGGUGGGAUCCAAGAAAAAGGCAAUAAUGCUUGAAGAAUCUGGUGGAACUCUAACAAAGGACUUGCCCGACAUGGAUUCACAGAAAGCUUGUAUUUCCAAUGAGGUGGCUUUUGAUUUAGCGAGGCUAUCAAACAAGCUAGAGGAGAGGUUUGGGGACCCCAGAGACAUAGAAUGGGCCUACAGCAAUAGAACCAUAUACUUACUGCAGGCACGUCCGAUCACCACCAUAGAUAUGAUGACGGACUACGAAUUGCUUCAUGAGUUUGAUUCAGGCAUUGCUACGGAUAGAGAGUGGUUAACUACUUGUAAUAUCCAAGAGAUGAUGCCAGGUGCAGUAACACCUCUCACUUAUAGUGUCUUUGUGUCCGCCAUUGAUUGGUGUUUACAGAAAUUCCUGACUGGUUUUGGAGGACCACCUUCAGUUUGGCCCUGUUUGAAGUCAGUAGCAACCAGCUGUGGAAAGAUCUUCAUCAGUCUCACCAAAGUUGGUGCAUGCCAUGAGGAUUACACAGCAGGGGUUCGCAAGGAUAUGAUGGAGAUUGCACUGCUAGGUCAGCUUCUUGAAGACUUCACAACAGCCGACAUCCACUCCUACCAUGGGCCCCCAAACCAUCUCAUCCACAGGAUCUGGAAUUGUUUUAAGAUGAUACGGGUUGUUCUAAAUGCCAAGAAAGAUGUGGAGAAGUUGGAGAAGAAACUUGACUCUUUUAGGAUCAAAGAGUGUCGUACCGCUGCCGGACUAUACCAAGAAAUAGACUCCAAGAUACCGGAUCUCUAUGAGGCAUGGAGAGCCUCAAUGUUUCUGAGUUCAGCUUCCAGCUCUUAUAGUAACGUGCUCAUGGCCGUCUUAACCAAAGGCUCAGCUAAAUGGGAGACAAUUCACUACUCAGAAGUAGCCAUGUUGCUUUCAACCUGCCCAAAUGUUCCCAGUGCAGAUGUUCCUAUGGCUUUAGAGAACAUUGUCAAGGCAGUGAUGAAGGAAGGUAAAUCUGAAGCCUUUGUUAACUGGGAGCCUUCUAAAGCCCUGCAAUGGCUACAGGGAAAAGAGAGCAAGUCUGCAGGCAAAAUCUUCAGGAAGUUUCUACAGGAGCAGGGCCACAGAUGCAUACGAGAAUCUGAGUUCAGGGAGGCAUCGUGGAAGAUGCAACCAGUGAAAGUCAUUCCAGUCAUACAGUCCAUACUGAAAGGUGGAAACAUUUCUCGUUCCAAGAAGGAGCUGAGUGUUAAUGAUGCCAUAAAGCAACUCAAAUCACCCAUCACUUUCUUUGAGAGGAUGAUUCUGAAGAUCUUCAUUCCCAAGGCUAGAGUGGCUGUUGGACACAGAGAGUGGGGAAAGUCUCUUGCAGUUAAGAUGCAUAAUCACUUGAAAGAAGGAUACUGGAGACUGGCCCAGCUCAUGGUAGAAGAAGGAAGGCUACCUGAGAGUGAUCUGAUCUUCUUUCUCACUCAUCGUGAGAUAGGUCUCCUCCUGAAGAACAGGUCUCCGCUCAUUUUAUCAAAAGCGAUCCGUCGUAGGAAGCUGUUGCCUGUCCAGAUGGCCAUGAACUACCCAGAGGUAUUCAGGGGAAGUCCCCAGCCAAUAGAGACACAGAGGAAGACAAAUGCUCUUGUGACACUGAAAGGUCUACCAGUAUGCCAGGGUCGUGUAGAGGGUACUGCUAGAGUAGUGACAAGAUUGGAAGAUGCUGGUACUAUCCAGUCUGGUGAUAUCUUGAUAGUGAUCUUCACAGAUGUUGGUUGGAGUCCUUAUUUCCCUCUGAUUGGUGGGUUGGUGACAGAGCUAGGAGGACUCAUCUCACAUGGUGCUGUUGUUGCUCGUGAGUAUGGCAUCCCAUGCAUAGUCAAUGCUAAAGGAGCAACUGCCUCUUUCCAGUCGGGAGAUCAUGUUGUUCUUGAUGGAACCAAAGGCACUAUCCAGAAGAUCUCAUCAGCCUAACCAGUAGGCCUAAUGACGAUUAUAGUGAAAUAAAGUAUUAUAACAGAACAAUCAGUUAAAUCUUUAAAAAAAGAAAGGUAGAUAGAUUGAUUGAUAGUAUUCAAUCCAUUCAUCAUUUGAAAAAAAAAGCAGGGUCCAUUUAAAGCAAACAUACAUAACAUGAAAAUCAUAAUAUAAUACAAUAU
This is a messenger RNA of Lytechinus pictus (painted urchin), 4355 nucleotides long. RefSeq lists its product as uncharacterized. The record is from RefSeq and is a predicted model, not a curated record. Gene Ontology annotation, biological process: phosphorylation. The transcript has 43 exons. NCBI's taxonomy places the organism in Eukaryota, Metazoa, Echinodermata, Echinoidea, Temnopleuroida, Toxopneustidae. Gene Ontology annotation, molecular function: kinase activity; ATP binding. Bases 154 to 4170 code for a protein of 1338 amino acids.